This is a messenger RNA of Drosophila eugracilis, 492 nucleotides long. RefSeq lists its product as uncharacterized. The transcript has 2 exons. The record is from RefSeq and is a predicted model, not a curated record. Lineage: Eukaryota; Metazoa; Arthropoda; Insecta; Diptera; Drosophilidae. The coding region runs from base 1 to 492 and encodes 163 amino acids.
AUGUCUGGACUAGCGGCAGUACUAUUGCACUUGCUAAUUGUCAGUAGUUGGCAUGGAUCGCUGGCAAGACCCAACGAGGAUUGUGAUCGCUACUGCUUCUCGACGAUGAGGACAGUAAUGGACCAUGUUGUCGCCGACCAUGAUCAAAAUAGCACUUGUAAGGCUGCGAAUGAUACCCGUAAAGGACAAAACGAGAUCAAAGUUCAGUUGGCCGCCUUGCAAGAAGCUGUGAGCAGCGUAAGGGCUUCUCAGGAGUCCAAGGAUGUAAAGCUGGACAGGAUCAAGAGUCAGCAGGUUAACAUGCAGGAGUCUAUACAGAGGUUAAUUCCUAAUGUCCUUCAGGAAAAACUGGGCAGGACGGAGAGCCAAAUGAAAGCCUUAGAAAGUAAUAAGAUGGAGCAAAGGCAAAGGCAGAUGUGGGAAUCAGAUGAGUCCUGGUCCCAGCAAAGCGGUAUUUGCCAAAAUAAAGAUGAGUAUAAAAUAGUGGAGUAG